Penicillium paradoxum is the source of this 2466-nucleotide messenger RNA. RefSeq lists its product as uncharacterized. The transcript has 3 exons. The record is from RefSeq and is a predicted model, not a curated record. Lineage: Eukaryota; Fungi; Ascomycota; Eurotiomycetes; Eurotiales; Aspergillaceae. Bases 1 to 2466 code for a protein of 821 amino acids. Gene Ontology annotation, biological process: regulation of mRNA 3'-end processing; transcription elongation by RNA polymerase I; transcription elongation by RNA polymerase II. Gene Ontology annotation, molecular function: RNA polymerase II transcription regulatory region sequence-specific DNA binding. Gene Ontology annotation, cellular component: nucleus.
AUGGCCGAUGAACCCCGACGCUCCGGCCGAGCCACCAAGGGCCAACACAAGAACCUCGAACUACCAGACGACCCCGGCAAGAAGGGCAAGAGCAAAAGUCCGAAAGAGAAGAGCACGAAAUUGUCGGCCGAACCCACACCAGGUCCCAGUGAAGGCGAGGGAGAAGAAGAAGAAAUCAUUCGAUGUAUCUGUGGUGAAUAUGAGGAGGAAGAGGAUGUGGAGCGCGACAUGAUCUGCUGUGAUCAAUGUUCGGCAUGGCAACAUAAUGACUGUAUGGGCCUCACAUUUAUGAAAGGCCAGGAACCGGAUCAAUACUUUUGUGAACGAUGUCGGCCUGAGAAUCACAAGGUUCUCCUGGCGAAGAUCAAUGCAGGCGAGAAACCCUGGGAAGAAGUUGCUGAGAAACGUCGUCAAGAAGCCGAGGAGAAAAAGUCCAAGCGAAAGAAGGGCAAGAAGGGUGGCCGUAAAGGACGAACCAGUGAGAGCAGGACAGAUGCUGGCACACCCGCUCGUACAGCACCAUCUAUCACGCCGGUUCCUGGCCCCAGCGGUUCUCCCGCACCCGCCGCAUCCAUGUCUGUGUCAGUGGAACCGGAGAAGAAUGGCCAUGUGGUUGAUUCUCGGCGGUCCAGCACCAACAAGCGCAAGCUUGAAGAGACGGUGGAGGCAGACAACGGUCCGCAGGUCAAGCAGCAACGGGUAUCCCCACAGGCAAUCCCUGCUGCUAUCCCAGAGGGAUCUCCACCCCAAAUCAAGACAGACAAUAUCCCUGAGACACCUGCCAUUGGAACGCUGGAGGAGCUCAUGCCUGCUCGCAAGAGUGUGGCCACACACCUCAUCAAGUUGUUUGUAGACCAAAUCACCGCAGCCCUGAAAGCUGGAUCCUUUACAUUGCCCGGAAAGCAAUCAGUGGAGGAUAUGGCUCGGCGGCUCGGUCUAUCGAUCGAAGAUGCCAUGUAUGAGAGUAUCUGUGGACGGUCAGGCGAGCCAAGUGAAUCAUAUAAGGCUCAAUUGCGGUCGAUCAUGUUUAACGUAAAGAAGAAUGCUUCUCUGCGAGAUCGUUUACUCGUAGGUAGUCUCUCCCCUAAGGUGCUGUCUUUGAUGACAUCGGGGGAGAUGGCCAGCGAGGAAUUGCAGCAGAAAGACGCGGAGAUCAAGCGAGAGGCAGACCGACAACGCACUAUUAUUCAGGAACAAGGCCCUCGGAUUCGGCGCACUCAUAAAGGAGAGGAGUUGAUCGAGGAUGAAAACCAUGGCGCGAACGAGUCCGUUUUCUCUCGUGGGCCCCGCCGUGUUGCAGGCGAGGAUGAGAGUCCUACCAACAAAAGUCCGACGACCCCGAUGGGACCACACCAGGCGAAGGCCGAUGCCUUUGCACGAGGACUUUCCCCUGAAGGCGCUCACCAUGAUCAUGUCUUCCCGGAAGUGGAAAUCCCCAGCAGCAUCCACGAGCCAGUGCCCAGCGGUAGGGUUCAAGCAGAUGCUGAGAUCGAUCAGCUCUUACGUGACGAUGAACCUUAUUCACCUCCCUACUCCCCGAAGGACUUCCACGACGACGGAAUCAUCUGGCGUGGCAAAGUAACCAUGCCUCCUAUUGGAGAAUUCUCUUCUACCGCAAAGCAUGUGGGAGGUGCGGACCUAAGCGGACGGAUCCCAUGGAGUCAACUGGCGCCGUCCACUUUGGUUGUUGAUGGCCGUAUUGACAUCAGACGGGCAACCGAUUAUCUCUGUGGCCUUCAGUUCAGCAAGUCCACCGAUGUGUCCGUGAUCGCAGUCAGCAGUCCUGAACAGUCCGAGGAACGAGCAGGGUUUGAUAAAAUGUUUGACUACUUCCAUAGUCGUGGCCGCUAUGGUGUUAUCGGGAAGCACCCGUUGCCCGCCGUGAAGGAUACAUACAUUGUCCCUAUGGAGAUAGGCACCACGACGAUGCCCGAGUUCAUCGAGCUUCUGGAGAACAUUUCAUUGGAGGGACCCAUCACCCAACGCCUACUUCUUACCAUUUUCGUCGUCAAGACAAGCGAUUCCAACCCUUCAUCUGUUCAGCCGCCAUCCCACCAUGCCAGCCAAGAGCCACCUGUUUAUGCGAGCCCGCUCACAGUUGCCCCAACUCCCCAGCAACCUCAGUUCAACGCUGGGAUGGCGCCGACUCCUCCCUCUCAUUUUGCUGGAUUCAACCCGAAUCCUGCCGCAUACGUCCAGGUCCCUGCACAACAAAGCCAGCCUAUUCCUCAACAUCAGCCUGCUCUGACCGGGCUCCCUGCUGCGCUGCAAGUCCUUGGCGCACAGGUUGAUGCCCCGGCCAUCCAACAACUUCUGAAGACUGCACCCAACGUGGACAUGGCCCAGCUCAGUGUCGUCCGCGAUAUCCUGGCGCGACAACCUGCUGCCGCUACUCAUUACGAUACCUUGAUGCAGGCUUUGUUCGAGACCCAAGCCAACGGCCACGUGCCUCAGCAGGGUGUUUAA